AUGUCGUGUGACAAGACUUUAAAAAGGAAAAGAGUGGUGCUAAGUCUCGACGACAAAUGUAAUAUUUUAACACGGAUGAGAAACGGUGAAUCGGGAUCUGCGUUAGCAAAGGAGUAUAACAUCGGAAAGUCAACAAUAUUCGGAUUAAAAUCAAACGAAGAUAAGAUUUUACGGUAUCGCGAAAAUAUACUCAUAAACAAUAGAAAUGCAACUAAGAAAAAAGUGAUGUCGGCUGCUGAGAAUCGUAAUUUGGAUAGUGCAAUUUUCCGAUGGUUCUCGCAACAGCGUGUCAUAGGGACACCCAUCAGCGGUCCAAUUUUAUGCGAAAAAGCAUUGCAGUUGAAUUCAAAGAUGGGAGGCAAUGACAAUUUCAGGGCCAGUAAUGGGUGGCUGGAAAAUUUUAAAAAACGCCAUGGGAUACGAUUAUUGAAUAUUCAAGGGGGAAAGCUCUCAGCGGACAUGGAAGCUGCUGAAAUAUUUAAGAAAUUUUUAUCAGACUUCAUAGGAGAGCAUAAAUAUUCGGAAGACUGUCUAUACAAUGCCGAUGAAACUGGCUUGUACUGGAGAUCAUUGCCCCGAAAAUCACUUGCUUCAAGUGCAGAAACUACCGCACCUGGUCAUAAGAUUUCAAAAGAUCGGGUGACAAUUAUGUUCCACGGGAACACAUAA
Messenger RNA from Colletes gigas, 669 nucleotides. RefSeq names its product jerky protein homolog-like. The record is from RefSeq and is a predicted model, not a curated record. The coding region runs from base 1 to 669 and encodes 222 amino acids. The transcript has a single exon. Lineage: Eukaryota; Metazoa; Arthropoda; Insecta; Hymenoptera; Colletidae. Gene Ontology annotation, cellular component: nucleus. Gene Ontology annotation, molecular function: DNA binding.